UGUAGGAAGCAUGAAGAUGAGAGUGAAAGAAUCAAUAAUGGUAAAACCAAUGGAAGAAACUCCAAGGGGCAGUGUGUGGCUCUCCAAUUUAGACUUAGUUUUUCCUAACACCUACCACACUCGGUGGAUGUACUUGUACCGCUGGGAUGGCGCCGCCGGCUUCUUCGACACGGCAACUCUGAAGGCAGCUCUGAGCCGAGCCCUUGUUGAGUUCUACCCGUAUGCAGGGAGGCUGAGAAAGGACGACAACGGCCGCCUUGAGAUCAACUGCAACAGGGAAGGGGUGUUGUUCGAGGAGGCAGAAUGCGACGCCACCCUCGAUGAGUUGGGUGAUUUCUGCACACCCCGGCCUGACCUCAACCUCGCCCCCACCGUCGACUAUUCUCAUGGAAUUUCCACUUUUCCACUUUUUCUGGUGAAGUUAACUCGUUUCAAAUGCGGCGGAGUGAGCUUAGGCUUGGCCAACGAGCAUCACACAUCUGACGGGAUCUCCGCAACCCAUUUCAUCAACACGUGGUCCGAAAUCGCUCGCGGCCUAACCACCGUCCCUACUGUUUCCUUGGACCGCCGCGUCCUCUCGGCGCGCAACCCCCCGCAACCCCGCUUCCGCCACAUCGAGCACCAACCCCCUCCGCCGCUCAAAACCCCUCUCGAUGGCGAUGGUGGCACAACAUUCUCCACAUUCAGGCUAAGCCGCAAUCACAUCAACACCCUCAAGCAAAAAUGCAAUGAUGGUUCGAAUUAUACCAUGUACGAGGUGGUGGCAGGCCACGUGUGGCGCUGCGUCAGCAUUGCCCGCGGCCUGCCACCAGAUCAGGAAACGAAGCUGCAGUUACCGGUGGACGCGCGGCAGAGGCUACGGCCCCCUCUCCCGCUUGGAUACUUCGGGAACGGGAUCUUCUACACCGGCGCAUUUGCUCUGAUUGGGGAGCUGGAAUCGAAGCCGUUGAAGUUUGCGGUGGAGAAAGUGCACGAGGCAAUCGUUAGAAUGGACGAUGCAUACAUGAGGUCUGCUAUGGAUUACUUGGAGUUGCAUUUGCGAAAUGUGGAAGGCAUUGUUCGCAGCCAAAACAAUGUGAAAUGCCCCAAUUUCGGGAUAACGAGCUGGGUAAGGCUGCCGGUUCACAAGGCGGAAUUCGGGUUGGGGAAGCCUGUUUUUAUCUGUCCUGGCGGAGCUCUCUCAGAAGGAAAGAGUUUUCUGUUUUCUGAUCAGGAAAAUGAAGGGAUCGUGUUUCUUGCAAUCACGCUGCACCAACCACAUAUGGAACGAUUUCAGAAGUUGCUAUACAACAACGAUUCAUGCAUCAUGUCUAAUAUUUAAGCAUUCUAGUAAUAAGUUCCUUCUUUUUAUUGUUCACGGUUGGUUAAUGUGUGUCCAUGUGUGUUUGUACUACUAAGAAUUGAAC
Molecule: messenger RNA, 1406 nt
Organism: Salvia hispanica
Lineage: Eukaryota; Viridiplantae; Streptophyta; Magnoliopsida; Lamiales; Lamiaceae
Product: rosmarinate synthase-like
Molecular function (GO): acyltransferase activity, transferring groups other than amino-acyl groups
Source: RefSeq, a predicted model, not a curated record